Messenger RNA from Leucoraja erinaceus (little skate), 1851 nucleotides. RefSeq names its product lipoprotein lipase-like. The transcript is spliced from 10 exons. Gene Ontology annotation, molecular function: apolipoprotein binding; lipoprotein lipase activity. Lineage: Eukaryota; Metazoa; Chordata; Chondrichthyes; Rajiformes; Rajidae. Gene Ontology annotation, biological process: lipid metabolic process. The record is from RefSeq and is a predicted model, not a curated record. Bases 153 to 1661 code for a protein of 502 amino acids.
UGUCAGUGGCCGGUUGAGGCUCCGACAGAUAUUCACUGAUCCCGGUCGCAGGGGGCUCGCCAUGCGCUGCCCGCACCCCCUGCCUCUCCGCCCUCUCUCUCUGCCCUUCGCUCUGCUCCUGGGCUCCGCGCUGCUGCCAGGCUUUGUCGGCAAUGCGAGGGGAAGCAAUGCAACAGGUGCGUGGCCGAGGGGGUGUCGGAAAACGAGCGAAAGGAGCAGAAGGUACCCUUGAGCUCCAGACCAAUGAGAUUGAAGACCUAAACCGUAUUAAAACCCGGUUCUCGCUACGGCGUCCCUCUGCCCCUUCGGAGGAUGAAUGCUACGUCAUAGCGGGACACAUGGACUCUCUGGCCAAAUGCAACUUCAACACAAGCAGCAAGACCUUCCUCAUUAUCCAUGGGUGGAGUGUGAGUGGAAUGUUUGAGAGCUGGAUUGGAAAGUUGGUCGUCGCCCUGUACCAGAGGGAGCCUGAUUCCAAUGUCUUCGUUGUGGAUUGGCUUAACCGCGCUCACCAGCAUUAUCCAAUCGCAGCCCAGAAUACUCAGCUGGCUGGUCAAGACAUUGCCAAGCUCAUCAACUGGCUGGAGAAACGAGUGAGAAUUCCAGCUGGCAAGAUGCACCUGAUUGGAUAUAGCCUGGGAGCACAUGUGGCUGGCUUUGCAGGGAGUCACGCAGCCAACAAAAUUGGCAGGAUUACAGGUCUGGAUCCUGCGGGGCCUGUGUUCGAAGGGGCGGACGCUCAGGACCGGCUCUCUCCUGACGACGCCACAUUUGUCGAUGUUCUCCACACCUUCACUCGAGAGUCUCUGGGACUGAGCAUUGGGAUCAGACAGCCCGUGGGCCAUGUUGACAUCUACCCCAACGGUGGCAGUUUCCAGCCGGGCUGCAACCUACAGGGGGCCGUGAACAACAUUGCCAUGUACGGCAUCUAUGCGUUCUCAAAGGCCAUGAAGUGCGAGCACGAGCGGUCGAUCCACCUCUUCAUUGACUCCAUACUGCACAAAGAUCAGCCGUGCGUUGCCUUUCGCUGCAGCAACCAGCGCGCCUUCCAGAAGGGGGUUUGUCUGAGCUGCCGCAAGAAUCGGUGCAACACCCUGGGCUACGACGCAACUCCGGUCCAGACCAGGAAGGCCAGCCAGAUGUUCCUGAAGACCAGGGCCGAGAUGCCUUUCCGAGUUCACCACUACCAGCUGAAGAUUCACUUCUUCGGCAAAACCACCCACUUUGACAUCGAUCCCACCUUGUCCGUAUCCCUUCACGGGACUGAGAAUGUCAUUGAGGACCUGCACCUUGAAACAGUGGACAGGUUUUCGCCCAACAAGACCCAUUCAUUCCUGGUGGUAACCGAAGUGGACAUUGGGGACCUGCUGCUGAUAAAGUUUAGGUGGGAAUCGUCCCUAACCUGGAAUUCCCUGUGGAAAAGAAUGAAGAAUUCAAUUUCCUGGUACAAGCUGCCUCUCUGGAGCGCCUCGAUCAGUUCCGAUUCCGAUAUUCAGUUCCGCAGGAUCCGGGUGAAGUCUGGAGAAACACAGAAAAAGAUGGUGUUCUGUUUGAAGGAUUCCUCAACUGGGAUUGUCCCCUCUCAGGAAGCCAUCUUUGUGCGCUGCCCAGCCGGUCGGGAGUCAUCACCCACUUCAAGACCCCAUGGUCAGAAACUCUGAGAGAUAUCUGUGCAAGGAUCGACGGGAGCAAACCUCCACAGCAGGAAGCAGCACUGACAAGCUGAGAUGGUUCGCACAGCGAGGCCCGCCCACCCCCAGGCCCACGUUUACUUUACGGGAUGGUAUUUAUUUGUAUAUAUUGUAAAAUCACUGUAAAUACCCUGUACAAUAGCUGCAUAAACCCAAUGAA